AAAUCCGCGCUUAGCCCUAACUGACAUAAUCUUGGAGUAUCGAAUUUCCACGCAAUAAUCUCUAACCUACUCAAAGAAACGUUGGAAAUACCUACUACGUACUACUGUACCACAUACUAACUAUGUAAUACAUUUUCGGUCCUGUGAGAUCUUUGAGCUUAUAUUGCGGGGUUAACUUACAUAGGAGAUGGACCGGUCCUACCCGACUCCCAAAGCUGACAUGUGAUCGCCCGUAACGAACUUCACCUUGCAACACCCGCAGGUUUCAUCCCAUGUAUCCUUCAUUCUUGCGCACGUCUGGAACCUGGCCCAGACAGAGAACGGUAACCCACUGCAAAUAUGACAAUGGAUUCCUAUCGAUCUACCACGUCUCACAGUCCUUUUCGGUCGCGACGCUCACACCCAGCUUUGAAUCAUAUAUCCCUCGCACCGCUUACGCCUCGAUUUCCAAUUGAUGAUCUUCCCGACAGUGAUGACUAUUUUUCAGGCAACCAUGGACAAACUACCUCGUACCUUUCCAGCUCAUCGGUACCAACUACACCGCCUAUUCUAUCGCAUUCACGCGCCAACUCCCGCACACGACAUCAUAAGCGCAGUAAAAGCACAACACAUGUCUUGAGCGAUACCGACCUCCAGAGUCUGGGAGGGAGGCGCCCAUUACAACAAUAUUACGGUGGAAAGAGAGGGGGUGCACGAACCCCCGGGCCCGAGACGAAAACCCGCCAUGACUCUGAAUGGUUGCUUCGAGCAGGACUUGCUCUUGCUUCAUCAACUCGGGAGGAGAAAGGCCAAAGCUGGCUGUUGAAGCGAGAGAGCUCGACCAGCCUUGUUACGGAGCCGGAACCGGCUGAAAUCCGGAGCCAUCGUCAUGGGAGAAGCACCCAUCGAUCUCGUUCCGGUCUGUCGACACCCGCAGCGCUAUCACGACAAACGUCGCGGUCGCGUGGAGGCAGUCGACGGGCAAGUCGCGCGGAGCUUUCCAUGACGGCAAUCGAUGCGGUCGCUUUUAAGCACUCGCGCAAGUCCAGUAUCGACAGCCGGCACUCCCUGCUCCCCGACUUUGUGGACGAGCAGAUUCGGGCUGAAAUUGCGUCUAUUCACCAGCAAGGCCUUGAAGACGAUUCAUCCCUUUCGUCGUCCGAGUCGGAUAGCGAGCUAGACGACGACAUUGAUGAGAAGGAGUUCCAGCGUCUCACUCGAGAACGGGGCUUCGGUCUCGGCAGCUGGAUUGACCAGUUCGUCGGCUGGACGCUGUUUGGCGUGGAGGAAGAUUACGCCGGCUCACCGCCAGAACAACAUGCCGAGCGGACAGUGACGUUCCAUGAGUCUCCAUCUUCUCGGGGCAUAGACAGCCACGUGGACGACGAAGACGACGGGGAUGGCGAGAACGAAUUCACGGAAGCAAUCGCGAUCGGAAAGGCGGGUGAGCAGGGGGGUUGGGAGGACGCAAGCUGGUUCCUCCGACUGGCAAAAAAGGCGAUUGUUUGAUCCCUGGCGGUGUUCCUGAAAUUGGCGGGGUUGGAUGUAUUGAACAUAGUAUACGUAAGCAUUGUUUUGAAUCAAUCAUCACAACGAUCUACAUGGUCGCAUGACAUCGCAGCAACAUCGUUUACAAUAUCAAUAUGUAUAGCGACGUGCGACACCGCAUCA
This is a messenger RNA of Talaromyces proteolyticus, 1650 nucleotides long. RefSeq lists its product as uncharacterized. The record is from RefSeq and is a predicted model, not a curated record. Lineage: Eukaryota; Fungi; Ascomycota; Eurotiomycetes; Eurotiales; Trichocomaceae. Bases 340 to 1488 code for a protein of 382 amino acids. The transcript is spliced from 2 exons.